This is a messenger RNA of Bactrocera latifrons, 939 nucleotides long. RefSeq lists its product as uncharacterized. The record is from RefSeq and is a predicted model, not a curated record. The coding region runs from base 332 to 796 and encodes 154 amino acids. Lineage: Eukaryota; Metazoa; Arthropoda; Insecta; Diptera; Tephritidae. The transcript is spliced from 2 exons.
AAAAUUUUACAUACAUUAUUAUUCAAGACAAAGGUACAAUGUCCAAAGAAAUAAUCCAAAUCGGAUCACUAUAACAUAUAGCUGCCAUACACACUGUCCGCUCAAAAGUAAGAUUUUCUACAUAUGUAGGGCAUUAUAGCUUCGGUGCAAACGGUUAUUCUUAUUACAUAUCAUUUUGCUAAUAACCUACGAUCACUUUGUGUUUUAGCAACAGUUUAGCAACUGAAUUUGAUGAGUAAGGCGGCCUUUCGACUGCUCGUAUAUUUGUUACUAUUCGUGCCCUGGCGAUAACAACUCCGAAUCAAACGGAUCAUCAAGUGCAAAGUUUGUAAUGUCGCAUCACUUUCAAACACUUUACUCCAUUUUGGCUGCGUUACACUGUCUCACGGCGGCCAAAUAUGUGUCGGGCAUUUCCUACAUAGAUGAUGUACAACUUUCGCAUGAAAAUGGCACUUGGCAAUGCGAUCGCAUAACUUGUGAACAUGCUAUCCAUGGCUGUAAGAUUUGGAUACGUAAUAACCCGGAGGACGAAAAUGAGUUGAUACGUUCAAGUGCCUGCUAUACAGAAGAUGGCACCGCUACUCGGCAGCUUAGCCAAGCACAACGCAUGCCGAAACCAAAAACUGUCAAUAUUGAUAUAGAUUCUUAUAUUGGCGCGCAAUCGAUAUAUACAACGGGCUACAGCUUGAGCUGGCAGGAAGUGAAGGGCACCGUAGCCGCUGAGGAUUGGGCUAGUGUGCAGCAGACCACCAGAGAUAAUAUGAAAGCAGUCGAUGAGUCCAAUAGCUCUUCGUAGAUGUGCUGAUACCAGCUGCGGGUAAAUUGACAUGCAAGCAACAACAGCAAUGUAAUCAAGAUAAGGAGAAUAAUGUUAUUAAGCGCAUGCAAUUUAUGUUAAUUUAAUUUAGCUGAAAAAAAUAUAAAAUUCAUGAACAUGUA